Molecule: messenger RNA, 590 nt
Organism: Pogonomyrmex barbatus (red harvester ant)
Lineage: Eukaryota; Metazoa; Arthropoda; Insecta; Hymenoptera; Formicidae
Product: glucose dehydrogenase [FAD, quinone]-like
Molecular function (GO): oxidoreductase activity, acting on CH-OH group of donors; flavin adenine dinucleotide binding
Source: RefSeq, a predicted model, not a curated record
UAUGCAAAUGUUGAACGCACGGCCAAAUCCGAAUCCAAUACCAGGAUGCUCACAGUUUUAUGGCUCGUCAGAAAAGUAUUGGGCUUGUUACGCACGCUAUUUCACAUCGACCAUUUAUCAUCCAGUUGGUACUUGCAAGAUGGGUCCUGUCAAUGAUCAUUAUGCCGUCGUUGAUGCUAGAUUAAGAGUCCACGGAAUUACGGGAUUGCGAGUGAUCGAUGCGUCGAUCAUGCCGCGCAUAGUAUCAGGGAAUACUAAUGCGCCGACAAUUAUGAUAGCACAAAAGGGUGCCGACAUGAUAAAAGAAGACUGGUUAUAAUUCGAUAAAUGUUCAAGAUUACAUUUCACGAGACUGAUGCAGAAUAGAGAGUGUAUUGUUUCUUCUCAUAUUCCCCAAUAUAAGUAUCUUUAUCGGUGUAUUUCUAAUUAUAUUUGAGUUGAUUUAAGAAAAAACUGUAACGCUACAUUUCAAAUGUGUGUUAUAUUUCUCAAAUGUAAUAACGACAAUCGUAAUAAUACAAUGAUCAAUAUUUACCUAGAAACAUGAUGAAACAUAUGUAUAUGUUUGUACAAAGCAUUUAUUUCUAAUG